UGCUCACUCGCUCUUUCUCAUCUGCUGACUGAGGUAUUCCUGUGCACACACUGGUGCAGCUCACAAUUACAGCCUUAUGGGACUCUCCUCUUGUUUGAGUGCAUAAAUUUACCCUCUUUGGAUUCCGCUGCCUGGAAACUGUCUUUGCAUCCGCCUGUAAAACCCCCCCAAAAAACUCUGGAUUCGUGGGGUUCCGAGCGGAAUCAUGGACCAGAGUGCAGCAGGGGAAGAUAAGAGAAACUGGGUCAUGAGCGGGCUCCCCUGAAUGAUGCCCGCUUGCAUGUGGAGGAAUGGGGUGCACCACCAGCGCCGUUGUUUUUGACGGGCUGCGAACUGUCUUGGAGAGGAAUUGCAGCGGCUACAUCUGCAAGGAAGCUGCCGAGCCUGCCGGGCCAUCUGAGGCUGAGAGGGCGCUGAGUCGGAGAGAGUCUCGUGUCAUACCAACACCUAGAAUACUUAAGGUAAAACCAAAGGUGAUUGAGCCGCUCGAUUAUGAAAAUGUGCUGGUGCAAAGAAAGACGCAAAUCCUCAGCGAUGUUCUCCGUGACAUGCUGCAGUUCCCCCUGGAGGACUUUGAGAUUUCAACUUUGAGGCGCCAAGGGAGAACUCUGUACCCCACAGUGCCUGAAAAUGCUGAGAGGGAGGCCCAGAGCCUGUUUGUCCAAGAGUGCAUUAAGACCUACAAGUCUGACUGGCAUGUGGUCAACUACAAGUACGAGGAUUAUUCUGGGGAUUUUCGACAGCUUCCAAACAAAGUACCCCGGCCUGAAAAACUGGCGGUUCAUGUGUUCGAAGUGGAUGAAGAUGUUGAUAAAGAGGAGGACACUGCCUCCUUAGGAUCCCAGAAAGGGGGCAUUUCCAAACAUGGCUGGCUGUAUAAAGGGAACAUGAACAGUGCAAUCAGUGUCACCAUGAGGUCGUUCAAGAGGAGGUAUUUCCACCUUACGCAGCUUGGGGAUGGCUCGUACAAUCUAAACUUCUACAAAGACGAGAAGAUCUCCAAAGAGCCAAAAGGAACCAUUUUCCUGGAUUCCUGCAUGGGUGUGGUUCAGAACAACAAAGUUCGGAGGUUUGCUUUUGAGCUGAAGAUGCAGGAUAAGAGCACGUACCUGCUGGCUGCAGAAAGCGAAGCAGAGAUGGAGGACUGGAUCAACAUGCUCAACAAGAUCCUCCACAGCAGCUUUGAGAUUGCCAUGCAGGAGAAGAGGAAUGGAGACAUUCAUGAUGAUGAUGAUCUUGGAAAGUCAGACAGUUCUUCUGGCAGCCUGGAUAGCUUUCAGAGCACCAGAGAUAUUGAGUCAAGAAUGAGGAGUGAAACCAGACUGAAGCUGUUCACAGUGGAUCCAGACACACAGAAACUGGACUUCUCAGGAAUAGAGCCGGAUGUUAAACAGUUCGAGGAGAAGUUUGGCAAGCGGGUUCUGGUCAACUGCAACGAUCUCUCAUUCAACCUGCAAAGCUGCGUGGCAGAGAACGAGGAGGGGCCGACUACAAACGUGGAACCUUUCUAUGUCACUCUGUCGCUGUUCGACAUCCAGAACGGCAGGAAAAUUUCCUCUGACUUCCAAGUUGACUUAAACCACCAGUCUGUCAGGGGAAUGGUUCCCAGUAACACCAGUCAGUAUGUGAACGGAGGAGGUGAAGCCAGAUCCGAGGGGCAGCGGUUUAUCCACGGGGUGCCAGAAGCAGCUUUGCUGUAUCCCAAACAGGGAGUGUUUUCAGUGACAUGCCCUCAUCCAGAUAUCUUCCUAGUGGCUCGCAUCGAUAAGGUGCUUCAGGGGGGAAUCAACCAUUGUGCCGAGCCAUACAUGAAGAGUUCAGACUCCACCAAGAUGGCACAGAAGGUCCUGAAAAAUGCCAAGCUGGCGUGUAGUCGAUUGGGUCAGUACAGGAUGCCCUUUGCCUGGGCAGCAAGAACUUUGUUCAAAGAUGCAUCUGGGACACUUGACAAAACUGCCCGCUUCUCAGCUCUGUACAGACAGGACAGCAACAAACUGUCCAAUGACGACAUGCUCAAAUUGCUGGCAGAUUUCAGAAAACCAGAGAAGAUGGCCAAGCUGCCUGUAAUCCUCGGAAACCUUGAUGUUACCAUUGACAGUGUUGCCCCCGACUUAACGAAUUGCGUUACCUCAUCCUACAUUCCUGUGAAGCAGUUUGAUGUCAGUGAGAGGAGCAGUGUGUUUUUCGAAGUGGAGGAGUUUGUGCCGUUCAUCGCCAAAUGUUCUCAGCCUUUCACUAUCUACAAUAAUCACCUCUAUGUCUACCCAAAGCACUUGAAAUAUGACAGCCAGAAGUCAUUUGCAAAGGCUAGAAACAUAGCUGUCUGCAUUGAGUUCAGGGACUCAGAUGAUGAAGAAGCUGUUUCACUUAAGUGCAUCUAUGGGCGACCUGGAGGACCCUUGUUUACCAAAAAUGCCUUUACCUCAGUAUUACAUCACCAGCACAACCCCGAAUUCUAUGAUGAAUUUAAGAUCGAGUUGCCAACACAGCUCCACGAGAAACAUCAUUUGCUGUUUACUUUCUACCAUGUGAGCUGUGACAGCAACAGCAAGGCCAGCACCAAGAAGAAAGAUGUGGUUGAAACUCAAGUGGGAUAUGCCUGGCUCCCUUUGCUGAAGGACGGCCGGGUGAUAAUGAAUGAACAUCACAUCCCUGUUGCUGCUAACCUUCCUGCUGGAUACCUCAGUUGUCAAGAGGGCGCCAGCAAGCAUUUGAGUCCUGAGGUCAAAUGGGUUGAUGGAGGAAAACACUUGUUUAAAGUGUCCACACACCUAGUGUCCACUGUGUACACUCAGGAUCAACAUUUGCACAACUUUUUUCAUCACUGUCAGAGUGUUGCAUCAGCAGCACAAGGACCUGGAGGAGAACUGGUCAAAUACCUGAAGAGUUUGCAUGCCAUGGAGAGUCACGUGAUGAUCAAGUUCUUGCCAACUAUCCUCAAUCAGCUGUUUAGAGUGCUGACCAGUGCCACACAGGAGGACGUAGCAGUAAAUGUUACAAGGGUCAUGAUUCACAUUGUAGCUCAGUGCCACGAGGAAGGCUUGGAACACUACCUUCGCUCUUAUGUGAAGUUUGUAUUCAGGACUGAGUCGUACACUUCCUCCACAACCCGAACAGUACACGAGGAGUUGGCGAAAGCCAUGACUGUAAUCCUGAAGCCUUCCACUGACUUCCUGACGAGUAACAAGCUGCUCAAGUAUUCAUGGUAUUUCUUUGAAGCCUUAGUCAAGUCCAUGGCUCAGUACUUGAUUGAAAGCUGCAAAGUGAGGUUGUCAAGGAAUCAGCGGUUCUCUGCAUCUUUUCAUCACACUGUGGAAACUUUGGUCAACAUGAUGAUGCCACACAUCACUCAGAAGUACAAAGACAACCUGGAUGCUGCUCGCAAUGCCAACCACAGCCUAGCUGUCUUCAUAAAGCGCUGCUUCAACCUGAUGGACCGAGGCUUUGUGUUUAAGCAGAUCAACAACUACAUCAAUGGCUUCAUGCCCGGAGAUCCAAAGACGCUGUAUGAGUUCAAGUUUGAGUUCUUACGCGUUGUGUGCAAUCAUGAACACUAUGUUCCCUUAAACCUGCCAAUGCCAUUUGGAAAAGGGAGGAUACUGAGGUUUCAAGAUGAUACAGUGGAGUCUGAUGAUACUCCAGUAGAUCUGCAGAUGGAUUACUCUCUGACAGAAGACUUCUGUAGGAACCACUUCCUGGUCGGGCUUCUGCUCAGGGAGGUCAGUGCUGCUCUGCAGGAGUUCAGGGAGAUUCGGCAGAUAGCCAUACAUGUCCUGAAGAGCCUCAUGAUUAAACACACAUUUGAUGACCGCUAUUCAUCCAAGAGCCAGCAGGCCAGAUUGGCCACCUUGUACUUCCCCUUGUUUGGUCUCCUUCAGGAGAACGUCAACAGGCUUAAUGUGAAGGAAGUCUCCCCAUUCCCUGUCAACCACUCCAACAAUAAUGGACGAGACGAUUCGCUCCUUUCAAAUGCCUUGAUGACGCCUCCUAGGUCCAGCACGUUUCUGGACACCAGCUUGCACAAAGAUGUUUUUGGAGCUAUCUCGGGUACAACUUCCCCUCAUGCAGUUUCCACCCCUAACGUGAACUCUAUGCGCCACACCGACUCUCGUGGCUCCCUCAUCAGCACAGAAUCAGUCAACAGCCUCCAUGAGAGGAACCAUGACAAAACCAAUUCUCUUGACAAGCAAAUGGAGAAGUUUGUAUGGAGACAUUCUGUCUGCCUGCUUCCCUUUGUGGAAACUGAGGACAUAGUGUGUCCUAUUCACACCAAGCGAGCCACCAUAGACCUCGCCCUGCUCACCAUCCCCUGCAUCCCAGAAAUCCAUCUGCAGCCCAUCAGAUCUCUUCAAAACCAACCUGCCUCGACCCUGGGAAGCACCUUGAUGCGAUGUGAUAAAUUGGACCAGGCAGAGAUCAAAAGCCUCCUCAUGUGUUUCUUACAUGUGCUUAAAGGCAUGUCUGAAGAUGCUCUGUUCACAUACUGGAACAAGGCUUCAUCUGCUGAACUGAUGGACUUCUUUAUCUUAAUUGAAGUGUGCCUCCAUCAGUUCAGAUACAUGGGGAAAAGAUACAUUGCAAGGAACCAGGAAGGGGCAGGACCCGUAGCACAUGAGCGGAAGUCUCAGACUCUGCCUGUGUCCCGUAACAGGGCGGGAAUGAUGCAUGCCCGCUUACAGCAGCUCAGCAGCCUGGAUAACUCAUACACUUUUAACUACACCUACAGUCACUCCGAUGCGGAUGUGUUGAACCAGUCACUCCUGGAGGCCAACAUCGCCACUGAAGUGUGUCUAACAGUCCUGGACACACUCAGCAUCUUCAUCAUGGGCUUUAAGACACAACUUUGCUCUGACCACGGCCACAGCCCACUGAUGAAGAAGGUGUUUGAAGUUCAUCUCUGCUUCCUGCACAUCAAUCAGUCUGAAACAGCCCUGAAGCAGGUCUUCACAUCACUGCGCACUUUUAUUUACAAGUUCCCGUGCACAUUUUUUGAAGGCCGUGCAGAUAUGUGCGCAGCCUUCUGCUACGAGAUUCUGAAAUGUUGCAACUCCAAGCUGAGCUCCAUUCGUAGUGAUGCAGCCCACCUGCUGUAUUUUCUCAUGAAGAGCAACUUUGACUACACAGGUCGCAAGUCCUUUGUCAGAACACACCUGCAGGUGGUGAUUGCUGUCAGUCAGUUGAUCGCUGAUGUGAUCGGUAUUGGAAGCACCCGCUUCCAGCAAUCUCUGUCAAUAAUCAACAAUUGUGCCAACAGUGAUAGAACUAUCAAGCACACAGCUUUCCCAUCAGAUGUGAAGGACUUGACAAAACGCAUCAGGACCGUUUUGAUGGCCACAGCUCAAAUGAAGGAGCAUGAGAGAGAUCCAGAAAUGCUAGUGGACCUGCAGUACAGCCUUGCCAAGUCGUACGCCAGCACCCCCGAGCUGCGAAAGACCUGGCUGGACAGCAUGGCCCGAAUCCAUGUGAAGAAUGGAGACCUAUCAGAGGCAGCCAUGUGUUACGUUCAUGUUGCAGCCCUCGUGGCAGAAUACCUCCGGAGAAAAGGUGCUUCAGUUGUUUCUGAUGAAAAUGCUUUUGAUCCAGUUGUUCGAUUUGUCAUUAGAAAGUUUCUACUUAUACUAACAUCUCUCCUCCUGUCUUAUGUAGGAAUGUUCAAGCAGGGCUGUUCAGCUUUCCGAGUUGUAACCCCAAACAUUGAUGAAGAAGCAGCAAUGAUGGAGGAUGUUGGGAUGCAGGAUGUGCAUUUUAAUGAGGACGUUUUAAUGGAGCUUUUGGAGGAGUGUGCAGACGGCCUGUGGAAAGCAGAGCGCUAUGAGCUCAUCUCAGACAUCUAUAAACUCAUAAUCCCAAUUUAUGAGAAGCGAAGGGACUUUGAGAAACUGGCCCACCUGUAUGACACACUGCAUCGUGCAUACAGCAAAGUGACGGAGGUGAUGCAUACAGGCAAGAGGCUGCUGGGGACGUACUUCAGAGUGGCUUUCUUUGGUCAGGGUUUCUUUGAGGAUGAAGAUGGUAAGGAGUACAUCUAUAAAGAGCCCAAGUUCACACCCCUGUCUGAGAUCUCCCAGAGGCUCCUGAAGCUUUACUCUGACAAGUUUGGACAGGAGAACGUGAAGAUGAUUCAGGAUUCUGGACGGAUUAAUCCCAAAGACCUGGACUCAAAGUACGCAUAUAUCCAAGUAACCCACGUGACUCCAUACCUGGAUGAGAAAGAGCUGGCUGACAGAAAGACAGAGUUUGAAAAGAGCCACAACAUCCGGCGAUUUGUAUUCGAAAUGCCAUUCACAAUAUCUGGCAAAAAGCAAGGUGGAGUGGAGGAGCAGUGCAAACGCAGGACGAUACUCACCACAACACACUGUUUUCCCUACGUGAAGAAGCGCAUCGCAGUGAUGUACCAACACCACACCGACCUGAGCCCCAUCGAGGUGGCCAUCGAUGAAAUGAGCAAAAAGGUGGCCGAGAUCAACCAGCUGUGCUCCUCCAGCGACGUGGACAUGAUCCGUCUGCAGCUCAAACUGCAAGGCAGCAUCAGUGUCCAGGUAAAUGCAGGACCACUUGCAUACGCCAGAGCUUUUCUGGAUGACUCGAGCGCCAAGAAGUAUCCAGAUAACAAGGUCAAGCAGCUCAAAGAGGUCUUCAGGCAUUUUGUGGAGGCCUGUGGCCACGGCUUGGGCAUUAAUGAGCGACUGAUCAAAGAGGACCAGCAGGAGUACCACGAUGAGAUGAAAGCAAACUACAGGGACUUGACCAGAGAGUUGUCCAUCAUCAUGCACGAGCAGAUCAUUCCGGUGGAAGACGGCAUGAAGAGCGUGCUCCCCGACUCGCUUCACAUCUUCAACGCCAUCAGUGGCACGCCAACCUCUGUCACCAUCCAGGGCAUCCCGCACUCGGCGUCAGUGAUAUAAUCCAGUUCUGGAUGUGAGCACUGUAUGCUCACCAUUGAGGCCAGCUUAGAUCUGUCAGCUUAUUGCUUGGAAGAUGCUGGGACCGUAGAUAACUCUGACUCUCUGUGUUGCACUCUGGUCCACUCAGACAACCAUGAUUUGUGACUCUGUGCUCAGGGUGGGUGUGUGAGAAGCUAGGCCCAACAAGAAAAGUAACACUGCAGCAGAGACUUUCAUCUGGCAAAAAAAACACACUUUCUGUUGAAAUGUAUGUUUCACCUGUUUCUACCUAAAGACUGAACACUAUUUCUAUGGAGACAUUCCUGUUGGGAUUUUUAAAAUAUGCAUGUCACUACAUCACCCCUCCCCGACAGCCCCUAGUUAUUGUUUUCUUUUUUUUUUUAUCAUGUUUAGUGUUUUUAUGUACAGUAUUUCACUUUUAUAAGCCACUGUAUUGAUGUCUUGAUAAAUAUAUGCUGCAAACAUCGACGCUUCUCUGUCUGGACAUAAAGUUACAUUUUCAGAAAAGGCUUUUUUUUUUUUGCAAAACUCCUCUGAAUUAUUGUUAGAUUAAAUCUGUUUUUAUUAGGAGGUUGUUUUUUUUAGAUGUAUUUAAAGCCAUUGCAAACAAAAAGUAUAUUGCAAGUUGUUUAUUGAUGUACAUACAAAGGACUGUGUGCAAUAUUUGCAAAGCAUCUUGCUGGGUGGAGAUCAAACACUGUAAUGAUUAUGUUCACCUUUUUGCCAAAGCGAUGAGGUGUGGGGAAAAGACACUAUGCCUACUGUGGAAGAAAUAUGAAGCUUAUACUAUUUUAUGUUUUUCUUUUUUAUUGUUUAAGAAAAAUGUCUUAUAUUUGAGCAGCAUUUUUUAAUAUUUAACACAAAUCACUGUUCUGCUGUAAACAGAGAUAUUCCCUAAUGCUUAUCUUUUAAAUAAAAGCACUCAUUUCUUUGCA
Molecule: messenger RNA, 7840 nt
Organism: Xiphophorus maculatus (southern platyfish)
Lineage: Eukaryota; Metazoa; Chordata; Actinopteri; Cyprinodontiformes; Poeciliidae
Product: dedicator of cytokinesis 9
Exons: 54
Coding region: 291-6905 (2204 amino acids)
Biological process (GO): small GTPase-mediated signal transduction; positive regulation of GTPase activity
Molecular function (GO): guanyl-nucleotide exchange factor activity
Source: RefSeq, a predicted model, not a curated record